GGGCGGGCAGAGCCGGAGCCCGGCGGCGGGAGCGGAGCGCAGCGCAUCCCGCAGCGGCACCGCCGCCUCCGCCCGCAGAUCCAGCGAAGCCCGCGGCAGCCAUGGCGCUGGUGAAGAGCGGUUGGCUUUGGCGCCAGAGCUCCAUCCUGCGCCGCUGGAAGAGGAACUGGUUCGUGCUCUACCUGGAUGGCAGCCUGGUUUACUACCACGAUGAGACACAGCGGGACAUGGACGGCCGGAUCCACAUCAAGUACAGCUGCCGGGACGUGCGGAUCGGCCGCGAGUGCAAAGACGUGCAGCCGCCCGAGGGGAGGAGCCGCGAGUGCCUGCUGACCGUGGUGCUGCGGGACGGCUCCAAGACCACGCUGUGCGCCGAGAGCGAGGACGACGCCGUUGCUUGGAAGAUGGCUGUGCUGGAGGCUAAAUCCACCCCGGUGCACGUGUACGACCCCUACGACGACGACUACUACCAGACGGUGCCCCUGGACUCGCACCAGGCCGCCUACAUCAGCUCCGGCCACUACGGCCCCCAGUACGGAGCUCCCGGGGUGACCCACGUCAUCGUGCGCGAGGAUCCCUACCGCGUCUCCGGGGACCAGAUGGCGCUGGGGCUGCUGGCCGGGGCCGCCACUGGCGCCGCCCUGGGCUCCUUCAUGUGGAUGCCCUGCUGGUUUUAGUGGCUGCCCGACUGAGCCACGGCCUCCCUUCGCUCCCCAGCCCUGUCCUGGACCCUGCCCUGAGCGCCCUCAGCCUCCCCACAGGGACAGACUCCCACACGUGCCCUGCUCCCGGCCCCAGCUUCUGCAUUAAACAUCCCCCACGUGCUUCAGAGCCUCCCAAAACCCUCUCCAGAACCCCACAGCACCCAAUUCCCAUCAGCAAAGGUUCCCUGGGCCGUUAGAAGAGCUUCCCCAUCCCAAAUCUCCACAGGGAGCCGGCUGCAGAAAUUCCGGGUUUGGGAGAAGGGGAAAGUUUAAUUCUUUUAAUUUAAUUUGGGGGGAAGUGGCUGGAUCUUUUUUGGCUGGGUGAACCCCACAAUGCAGAGGCUUUUAAGGGAAUUUUUGGCAGCAGAGGGCACCACAGGGAUGCUCAAGAGGUGGAUGAAAGAUUAAGGAGGAUGAAACCCUUUGCAGGAUUUCUACCCCUUUCCAACGUGCACCGGUCCCCUGGGCCUGGCCAAGUUGGAGAAAUGGUGCAAAACCCUCAGGAACUGGAGUUUAAACCUUGGGAAUGAGGCUGAGAAGAGCCCAGGGAAUAUCCCAACCUCUCCAGCCAAGUGGGAGGGACACCCAGCAUCCUCAGUUUCACCCUGAUUUUCGGGAUGGGCAGAAGGGCAGCUCUCCAUGGGGACCAGGGAGCCUUUCUGGCAGCCAAGCCAGGAUCUUCACAGCAGGGAUUUGGGAUUGAGGGGACACAGCAGGGACCUGGUCAGGCCAGGGGACAAGCAGCACUCAGGGUUUUGGUUGGGCAAUGGAAGAGGUGAGGAACAGCUGCCCAGUGUCACUCCUAGAGCCAGGAUGGGACCCUGGAACCACAACUGACAUUGAGUUUAGGAAUUACAGCCCCACAGCUGGAUGGGAAACCACCAGUGACACCAGCACCCCAGCCUGCUCCUGCCUUUAGGUCAGUUCCUGUGCCCAUCAGGGGACUGGGAUAUCCCACACACCAUCCUCAUCCUCUCCUGCAUUCCCUGCCUCCCUGCUGCUGCGCACCCGCUCCCGGAAAGGGGAAAAAUACAAAAAAACCUCUUUGAAUUCUAAUAAAGGCACUGAAAAACCA
Melospiza georgiana is the source of this 1779-nucleotide messenger RNA. It is a transcript of the gene PLEKHB1, whose product is annotated as pleckstrin homology domain containing B1. The transcript is spliced from 7 exons. Gene Ontology annotation, biological process: regulation of cell differentiation. The record is from RefSeq and is a predicted model, not a curated record. Bases 102 to 677 code for a protein of 191 amino acids. Lineage: Eukaryota; Metazoa; Chordata; Aves; Passeriformes; Passerellidae. Gene Ontology annotation, cellular component: membrane.